Limulus polyphemus (Atlantic horseshoe crab) is the source of this 3543-nucleotide messenger RNA. RefSeq names its product mannose-6-phosphate isomerase-like (gene Mpi). The record is from RefSeq and is a predicted model, not a curated record. Gene Ontology annotation, cellular component: cytosol. Lineage: Eukaryota; Metazoa; Arthropoda; Merostomata; Xiphosura; Limulidae. The transcript has 9 exons. Gene Ontology annotation, molecular function: mannose-6-phosphate isomerase activity; zinc ion binding. Gene Ontology annotation, biological process: GDP-mannose biosynthetic process; carbohydrate metabolic process.
CAGUUUAAAAAAAUUGUAUGCGAAAUCCCGAUUUUCCACUGUUUAAAUAGUUAAAAAAAUUUAUGUCAACUUAUAAAUUAGAUCUACUUACUUGACUUACUCUGCAUCUGUUUCAAGGUCGAGGAUUAGAAUGUGUUGGCUUCAAUUUUAGCCCGUUAUUGUUAUUUCCAAAUUAUAUUCUCCGAUUCCAUUGCACUCCAGUCUCCAGUGCCUUCUAUACUUAAGUUACGGAGAUGCUCAACGUAAAAAAACUAAAGAAUUUCAAUAGUACUGCUACAACAUACGCUGUAACUUGUAGUAGGAAAAGUUAAGAAUCUCAUAUUUAAAUAUAAACAUGUCAGGAACAACAGAAGUAUUAUCCCCAAGAGUAUUCCAAUUGAAAUGCCCUGUACAGAAGUAUGCCUGGGGUAAACUUGGACUUAACAGUGAAGUUGCUCAGUUAAAGAAGAGUGCAGAUACAGCAUUCUCAGUGGAAGAAUGUGAAACAUAUGCAGAGCUUUGGAUGGGGACUCAUCCAUCAGGACCAGCAACUAUCAUCAAUAAUACAGCCCUAGAAGGCACUUUGCUGAAAGACUGGAUCAAGAAACACCCAGAAAGCAUUGGCAAAAAAGUUGUUAACAAGUUUGGACCAGAUCUUCCCUUUCUUUUCAAAGUUCUUUCAGUCAACAAGGCACUUUCAAUACAGGCUCAUCCAACAAAAGAACAUGCUGAACAACUUCAUCAGUUAAUGCCAGACAAAUAUCCUGAUCCUAAUCAUAAGCCAGAAAUGACAGUUGCCUUAACUCCAUUUGAGGCUCUUUGUGGAUUUCGGCCUUUAAGUGAAAUUAAAAUGUUCUUUGAAGUUGUUCCAGAGCUGAAGGCUGUUGUGGGAGAAGCAGCAGCAGAGUUAAUAUCAGCAGAAAGUCAACAAACCUUGAAGAAAUGUUUUACAUCUUUGAUGACAUGUCCUGAAGAAUCAUUUAAGAAACAUCUGCAAUCACUUAUUGAGCGGCUUCAAGAUUCCAAACAAGAAAAUGAACUUGACCAAAACUUGAAAUUAGUGCUUCUUCGUGUCCAUUCCCAGUUUCCAGGAGAUAUUGGCUGUUUUGGAGUUUUCUUUUUUAAUUAUAUUGUGCUUGAACCUGGAGAAGCAAUGUUUUUACAUUACUUCUUCAGGUAAACAACAAAACAUAAUACUUUGGAAUUUAAUUGUGUAGAAUGUAUGGCAUGCUCAGACAAUGUUGUAAGAGCUGGCUUAACACCGAAGUUUAAAGAUGUGAAUACAUUAUGUGAAAUGUUGACCUACCAGAGUCGGUCAGCCAAGGACACCUUGUUCCCUUCAGUUAGUGACCCAUGUGACAAAUUUGUUGUAACUUAUGAUCCUCCUGUUCCUGAGUUUGCUGUUAGUAAGAUACAGGUCCCAACUGGUACUAGUUCCUAUGAGUUACAGGCUGUAGACAGUGGCAGUAUUCUGUUAGUUUUAAGCGGUGGAGUUCAAGCAAGAAAUGCAACUCUGGGAUCAGAAAGUCUCGCGCUAAGUCGAGGAUCCAUCAUCUUCAUAGCAGCUGGUGAAACCUUACAAUUAAAAGAUAUUUCUGAGAAUAUUUUAAUGUUCAGAGCUAUGAGCAAACUAUAACAAGAUUGUGUGUGUGUAUAGAACAUAAUAAAGUCAUUAGUGCACUGAUGGAAAGUUUCUGUUGAGUGAUUCCUUCAGUCAAAAUGGAAUCCUAGAUAUAUAGUAACCUAAUAAAAAAUGAAAUAUUAAAAUAUAAUAAUAGAAAAACUUGUUUAUCAAGGUUUAUAAAAUGCUUGCUAUAAGGCAGGUAUACUGUUCUUAUAAUUUUGAAUGUAUGGAUUAACAGCUAUUAAAAAGUUAUUUUGGAACACACUUUUUUUAGUUGUUUUUUGUUUUCAUACAGCGUUUAGGUUCAGUUUGAUAUAAACUAGAAUAAGAGUAGAUAUGAUUUCUAUCCACACUAAGGCCUGAUUAAAGGGUCUAACCAGAAGAAAAUUUAUCAUUAGUUUGUAGCUGUUUGUAACUUUGUUGGUAUUUAUUAGCUAAUACUUGCUGAAAAGUUGUCGAUCUAUUUUAAUUAAAUAUCUAUGAGAAAUCAUAGUUGAUAUCCAUCAUAAUAUUGUUUGUAACUUUUUUGAAAGAAAUAAUUAAUUGUUUGGUUGUAGAAUCAGUUUCUACCAAAAUUAUAAAGUAGUGAAUAUGGCAUGAAUGUAUUUUAUCACCAAUAAACAAGAAUAGAUACACAUCUUGUCUUCUACAUUACAUGGUUUUUAGUUGUCUAUGAAUACAAAAUAUUUGUUAAAAUCUUAAAGUAGAGGAUGAAUGAGAGCAUUUUUUAUUAUAUAUACAUAGAUGAUGUUUUAAAAACUUAUUGCAUGUGACCUCACUUAUGAAUGGUAUUACAAAAUUUGUGUCUUAAGAUUCAAAUUAUAAAAUACGUAAAAAUAUCUGAUAAAAUGAUGUAAAGUAUCAUCUCAGAAAGGAAUUUCUGUCUACAAUACCUCUUUCAUUGUAACUUGAAAAGGCUUUAACAAUCUUAGAUGUGUAAGGAGAAUGUGUUAGAAUGUACUGUAAUUAUGAGAAAUCUUGCCAAAGAGAAAACAAGAUUUUAGCAAAGUAAACAUUUGUUGCAAAACAAAAACCUAAACCAUGAUAUGUAUGUAUAUAUUACCUAACAUACACCAUAAUAAAGUGUAACUACUUUACACUUUUCAUUUUAGGAUAACUUAGAACAUCUUAUAAAAAUAUCCUUUUUAAGUAAUAAUUAGAGAUCUACAAGUACAUAAUAUAAUGUGAAAGUUUUUAUUUUUUACAUGUUACAGUUGUAAAAGAAAAUAUUUUUAUUUUGUUGACCCAUAAAAAAUUAAAGUUGCAAACUAAUCUGGUGGUAUGAAGAGUUGAUUAUCCCUUAGUAAUUAUUAAAGAUAAUAUUAAAAGUUUUUAUUAUUAAUAAUAAAAAAAUACUAAAUCUACCAGAUCUAAAUAAACCAAUAAUAGUGAUGCAAAAAAAUUCAGUAUUUUGAUUUUGUAUUGUUUUAGUAGAUUCAUGGUAUUAUUCAUAGUUUAAUAUGCCUUGAUAUGUUCUGUAGUUUCUUCAUUUAUUAGCUUUUUGAUUAUUUUCAUACUGUAUGUUAGAAAACUUGCAUUGCAUUUAAUAAUUUACUGUUCACUGAACGAAUAAGGUAAUUUUGUAUUUAAAAUGAAUUUGUUGUUUGCGUUUCAAAAACUAAAUAAUUACUUUCUCUCUUCACCAUAGGUUCAUAUUUUUGACUAUUAGUAUUAUUAUACAUUUUUCAGAUUUUGUUGUUGUUGUUGUAGCAUUGAAGGUAAAUGGUUUUAUUUUUAUCUUUUUUUUUUUUGCUUCACCAAAGGGCUACUUUUUUGAAAAUCCAAUUUCAUUCCUUCUAAGAAUCCUCUAAAUAGUUUGGAAUAAUUCUCCAACAAGUAGUAUAUGUUUUCAGAUGUUGUGCAUUGUAUUGUAUAGGAACAUGUAAACCAGAAUUCAACUCCCAUUUUAAUAAAAAAUGGUAUGGAUUGUUAUUGAGCCA